ACCAUUUUUUUUUUUUAUUAAGAGAUACUAGUUUUUCAACUGAAUUUAGCUUGUAUCAGCUGAUUAAGAAUGAGAUGUGAAAAUUCUAUUUAAACAUUUAAAUUGGAUAAUAUAUCUGAUUUUUUUUAUUUUCCUAUUAAUUGUCCUUCAGGUUCAGCUCCUUAUUGCCUGUAGAUUCCUACCAUAAACUGUUAUCUCUGUUCAGGAGGCACUUCCUUCCUGUCAUCCAGUUUGCUCUUGUCAAGGAUUCCUAGAUUCCCACUGCCCAGUUGGAGCUCAGGCCUUAUGCAUCCCUUCAGCUUAACUGUACUUCUGUCUAAUGUGGUUCCUAUCUCAAAGCUUUCCUUUAAUUCUUUGUUCCCGAGACCUAUCAUUACUUUGGACACUUGGAGGAUAAAAUCACUGGUAGAUGACAGAGGCUGUGAAUGAAACUGUGUGGAAAUAAGCCUGGCGAGCCUGGAUACCAGAUGAUAAUUUUAGCAUCCCAGAAGGUGAAGAAGAUCUGGCAAAAGCAAUUCAGAUGGCCCAAGAACAGGCUACAGAUACUGAAAUUUUGGAACGGAAAACAGUUCUUCCUUCAAAGCCUGCAGUACCUGAAGUAAUAGAAGACUUUCUCUGCAAUUUCUUGAUCAAAAUGGGAAUGACCAGAACUCUUGAUUGCUUUCAGUCUGAAUGGUAUGAGUUAAUACAGAAAGGAGUGACUGAACUUAGAACUGUUGGGAAUGUUCCAGAUGUCUACACCCAGCUUAUGCUUUUGGAAAAUGAGAACAAAAAUUUAAAGAAAGAUUUGAAGCACUACAAACAAGCAGCUGACAAAGCUAGAGAAGAUCUGCUGAAAAUUCAGAAAGAGCGUGAUUUUCAUCGAAUGCAUCACAAGCGAAUAGUCCAGGAAAAAAACAAAUUAAUCAAUGACCUCAAAGGGUUGAAGUUACAUUAUGCGUCUUAUGAACCAACUAUAAGGGUGUUACAUGAGAAACACCACACUUUACUGAAGGAGAAAAUGCUGACCUCCUUGGAAAGAGACAAAGUAGUUGGGCAGAUUUCUGGACUUCAAGAAAUAUUGAAGAAUGUGGAAAUAGGACAUAGUUACCAUGCUCCUGAAAUGAAAGUUGGUCGUAGUCGCGAAAAAGAAAAUACACCAGAAGGUCCUACUCAGAAAGGUCUUCGUGAAGCCAGAGAACAAAACAAAUGUAAAACAAAGAUGAAAGGCAAUACAAAGGAUUCAGAAUUUCCCAUAGAUAUGCAACCAAAUGCAAACCUGAAUGUUUGUAAAGAAAAUCUUUCUCCAGCAAAAUUUGACUACAAGCUGAAAAAUAUUUUUAGACUCCAUGAACUUCCAGUGAGCUGUGUCUCCAUGCACCCCCACAAAGACAUCCUAGUCUCCUGUGGCGAGGACCGACUCUGGAAGGUGUUGGGCCUUCCAAAAGGCAACGUGCUUCUCACGGGAUUUGGCCACACUGAUUGGCUUUCAGACUGCUGCUUCCAUCCAAGUGGCAACAAAUUGGCUACUUCAAGUGGUGACACUACAGUUAAAUUAUGGGAUCUAUGUAAAGGCGAUUGCAUUUUGACCUUUGAAGGACACAGUCACGCAGUAUGGUCCUGCACGUGGCACUCCUGCGGCAAUUUUGUGGCUUCCUCCUCACUGGAUAAAACUAGCAAAAUCUGGGAUGUUAAUAGUGAAAGAUGCAGAUGUACGCUGUAUGGACAUACAGAUUCUGUGAACAGCAUUGAGUUUUUUCCUUUCUCCAAUACUCUUCUUACAAGUUCCGCAGACAAGACCCUGUCUAUAUGGGAUGCAAGAACAGGUAUAUGUGAACAGUCACUUUAUGGUCACAUGCAUUCUAUCAAUGAUGCCAUUUUUGAUCCCAGGGGUCACAUGAUAGCAUCCUGUGAUGCCCGUGGGGUUACAAAGCUAUGGGACUUUCGGAAGCUGUUACCAAUUGUGUCCAUCGAUAUAGGUCCAAGUCCUGGCAAUGAGGUGAAUUUUGAUUCAUCAGGUCGAGUUUUAGCUCAGGCAAGUGGCAAUGGUGUUAUCCAUUUGCUAGAUCUUAAAUCUGGGGAGAUUCACAAAUUGAUGGGCCACGAAAGCGAGGCACACACGGUUGUGUUUUCUCACGACGGGGAGAUUCUGUUUUCUGGAGGCUCUGACGGCACAGUUCGAACGUGGUCUUGACUGUCAGCACAUCCCGCUGCAGAGGGCAUUCCCUUUAAGGCUUGAAAAUGCUUCCUGUAGUCCCAAACCAGCAAAUAACUGGUUAAAUGUGCCAGCAGGUAACAUUUACAGUCUGCUUUAAAACAUGCUUUGCACAUAUAUUUUAGUGCGCAUACUGUUACUAAUAAAAAAAAAACUUUAUGCUCA
Cercocebus atys (sooty mangabey) is the source of this 2359-nucleotide messenger RNA. RefSeq names its product sperm associated antigen 16 (gene SPAG16). Gene Ontology annotation, cellular component: axonemal central apparatus. Gene Ontology annotation, molecular function: protein binding. Gene Ontology annotation, biological process: axoneme assembly. Lineage: Eukaryota; Metazoa; Chordata; Mammalia; Primates; Cercopithecidae. The coding region runs from base 521 to 2173 and encodes 550 amino acids. The transcript is spliced from 15 exons. The record is from RefSeq and is a predicted model, not a curated record.